AUGCAAAGCUCGAAAUCUUUCUUAAUACGCGAUCUACUGGGUGACCUUAUUAAUCGACCAAAUCGUCGACAAACUGACUCUGAGCUGGAUUUGUCCAACGACGAGUCAGACAUUGACAUUGAGGAUCGUUCUACGCCCGAUUCGAUGGCCAUUGGCUGUCAGCAGGAGUUGCUACUCGCACAGCACUACAACCACAACCACAAUCACAACCAUGACGACGACUCCAGUGUUGAGUCCUGCGGCAGCGGUACGCCCGGUCCCAGUCCCAAUGCGUCGCACGGUGCCAACUUAAGCGCCGCUGCUGCUGCAGCGGGCAUGGCCGCCGGACUGCUAGCCGUAGCUGCAGCUGGUGCCGGCGGCGGCAGCGCUGAGAGCAAUGAUCACUCCGUUGGCAAUCUAGGCAGCGGCAGCUAUGCGGAGCACAAGCUGCAGCUAAGCAAGAGUGGACGCAAGCCACGACGACGACGCACAGCGUUUACGCAUGCCCAGUUGGCAUAUUUGGAGCGCAAGUUUCGUUGCCAAAAAUAUUUAAGCGUAGCGGAUCGCAGCGAUGUGGCCGAGACGCUUAACUUGUCCGAGACGCAGGUUAAGACCUGGUACCAAAAUCGACGCACCAAAUGGAAGCGACAGAAUCAACUGCGUUUGGAGCAGCUGCGUCAUCAGGCCACCUUGGAGAAGGACUUUGUGGUGCAAGAUGCGGGCGCUGGCGGCGCACUUGGCUGCUGCCCCAGUGGCUUGCAGAGCUCCUUUAGUGCUGCAGCCGCUGCCGCUGCGGCAGCAAAUAAUCCAUGCAAUUUCUUAACCUCAGCUGCAGCAGCUGCCAUCUUUCGUAAUGUGGGCUAUGUGCAUGGCUGUCCUAUGUAAAAGCAUCUUUAAAGCCUCUCCCCACACACACGCACACACACACACACACACACUAACUGCUUGCCUAUGUAAAUAAACGUUGUGCAAUAAGUAUUUAAUUAUCGAUUCAACUCGACUUACUAUACGAACACCGAACCCCGAGCCCCGCCCCUAAGAAAUGUAAGCCUUAGGUUUAGUCAAAUUUUACUGUAACAUAUGCAACAACAGCAACAGCAACAACAACAA
Messenger RNA from Drosophila busckii, 1089 nucleotides. Its product is annotated as homeobox protein B-H1. Gene Ontology annotation, biological process: regulation of transcription by RNA polymerase II; animal organ development. Bases 1 to 864 code for a protein of 287 amino acids. Gene Ontology annotation, cellular component: nucleus. Lineage: Eukaryota; Metazoa; Arthropoda; Insecta; Diptera; Drosophilidae. The record is from RefSeq and is a predicted model, not a curated record. Gene Ontology annotation, molecular function: DNA-binding transcription factor activity, RNA polymerase II-specific; RNA polymerase II cis-regulatory region sequence-specific DNA binding. The transcript has 3 exons.